This is a messenger RNA of Aspergillus luchuensis, 1182 nucleotides long. RefSeq lists its product as uncharacterized. Gene Ontology annotation, molecular function: transmembrane transporter activity. NCBI's taxonomy places the organism in Eukaryota, Fungi, Ascomycota, Eurotiomycetes, Eurotiales, Aspergillaceae. The coding region runs from base 1 to 1182 and encodes 393 amino acids. Gene Ontology annotation, cellular component: membrane. The record is from RefSeq and is a predicted model, not a curated record. Gene Ontology annotation, biological process: transmembrane transport. The transcript is spliced from 8 exons.
AUGGCCAGGAACAGCGAUGUUGAACAUUCGAUCGAGCUGCGUGCUCCAACGAACCGGGAUUCUGGCACGCCGAGCAAGGCUACCUUUAGUAACGAUGCUUACGAGCUGGCCAGGGUCGGGAAGAAGGAGGUGUUGAAGCGACGAUUUGGUCUAACGAGUACUGUCGGGUUUGCCUGCAGCUUGAUGCUGACUUGGGAAGCGGUUAUAAUGAACAUUGGCUUGGGACUCACCAAUGGUGGUCCCGCCGGUUUGGUGUAUGGCUUUCUUGGGGUCUGGGCGGGCAUCAUUUCCGUGUUCAUUUCGAUGGGGGAGCUAGCAAGCAUGAUGCCGUCGGCGGGCGGACAAUAUCAUUGGGUGAGCAUCUUGGCCCCCAGGUCGGCCAGGAAGUUUCUCAGUCAUGUCACUGGCUCGGUCUGCAUUAUUGCGUGGACAGCAGCCCCCACAGCCGCCAUCUACCUGGCCGCCAGUGUGCUGCAGAGCACCAUUGCCAUGAACAUCCCCAGCUAUGAUCCCAAAGGAUGGCACAUCACGCUGAUCAUGUGGGCGAUUCUGCUCAUCUGCACAGUUCUCAAUACUUGGCUGGGGAUGAUCUUGCCGGUCAUUGAAGUGCUUAUCCUUCUUGUCCAUGUGCUUGGCUUCUUCGCCGUCUUGGUUCCGCUCGUCUAUCUGGGGCCCAAGGCCGAUCCGCGAUCGAUCUUUACUGUAUCCUUCGAUUAUGGCGGCUGGGGUGAUCUGACCUUGGCUACCUUUAUCGGGUUAAAAGGCACUGUGGCUGCGUUUGUUGGCACUGAUGGCGCGGUUCAUAUGGCCGAAGAAGUCGCCAACAGCAGUCGGGUGGUCCCCCGUUCUAUGCUGCUGGCCCUCAUGAUCAACGGCGCAACUGGCUUUGCCAUUCUGAUUGCCUUCCUCUUCACCGCUGGAGACCUGUUGAAGAUUGUGGAAUCCAGUGCCUCGUAUCCCUUCAUGUACAUGCUGGCGAGCUCGACGGGCAGUAAGGGUGCUGCGGUUGUUCUCUCCAGUAUGAUGGCUAUUCUGCAAGCGUGUGCAGGACUCGCGGGUAUCUCUUCCGGCAGUCGUAUGCUGUGGUCAUUCUCCCGCGAGCAGGCCAUUCCCGGCUGGCGCUGGGUGCGACAGGUAAGUGAUGGGCCUAGCCUCUAUUCGCCCCUCAGGUCGUUUUGUUAG